Messenger RNA from Metarhizium acridum CQMa 102, 1878 nucleotides. The record is from RefSeq and is a predicted model, not a curated record. Lineage: Eukaryota; Fungi; Ascomycota; Sordariomycetes; Hypocreales; Clavicipitaceae.
AUGACUGGAUUUCUUCUUUCGAUUUGCGCUCUCGACCGCUGCCUCGCUCUUUUCGAUGAAUAUCAUCACCGUCUAAGCCAGCGUCAACUUGUCCUCGCGCUCGCCCCAAGAGCUGGUUCUGUGCGGCGCCGCAGAUCAGUUGCUGGCCAUCACUGCGCCGCAUCCACUCCUUUCUCCAUCCAGAUUUUGACCCAGCGUCGCCGGCCUCACGCACGUCACUCGUUACAUAGCGUUUACAAGAUUUCCAAGAGGCGUCUGGUUAUGGCCUCGCAUUCAGAAAUUCGCCGUCGCUCGUCUGCGGCGGACCGUACGUCAAUUGAGACCUCGGUCCUGAGCAGCAUCUGCGCGACCGCGACUUCGACCUUUGCUUCUGCCCCUGAGCCCGCAUCAUCAUCAUCAUCAUCACCCCUGACCGCCGCAAACGCCCUCACCUCAACAACACCGGGUCCACCUCGCACGAGCAAGCCCAACAAGCAUCGAAGUCUAGACAGCAGCAUCAUGCCCCCGCCGCCAUUACCCGUGGGCAACAUGGCAGCGCCGCCUUCACCCAAGCGGCAUUCACGCACCGAGUCUGCUUGUCGCAUCCCAAACAGACUGUCACUCACUUUACCAAUUGCUCUGCCAACAAGCGAUCCUUCGAGACCUACGCCCGCAGCAACAGCAUCUACACCGUCCUCGGUACCCCCGAUGCCACAGGAUCACUCAGCUCUGCCAUCGCCUUCCAAUGUGAAUGAAUUCAUAACAGUAAUAGCCGCAAAGGAGCGCAGGGUGCUUGAGCUGAGAGAAGCGUUGGCCCGUGAAGAAUCUGAACUCAUAGCGCUCAAGAGGCAGUUCUCCUUGAUGGACACUCUUCACAAACUAGACACUGGCCUCCAUGAUUCCACUAGCAGAGCCUUUACCCCAACCGCAGACAGAGGCAUGCAGUCGCCCAGAUGCAGUGUCGACAUGGACCGCAGGAACCUCCUGCUUCAAAACCAGGGUACACCUACGCAGAGCCGAAGGACGGCCUUUAGGGGACGUCAUACCCGUACAUUGUCACUUCUCUCGCCAGCAAGAACCAAUUCCGAAUUUUCAGUCUUGGAGGACAAGAUUGGGGCAGAUGUCCGGCCUUCCCCAGUCGACCAGAGGCCAACUCGGGCCGCGAACCCGAUGCUAGCAAAGAGAGCCUCGUGGCAGCCCCGAACACAGCAGAGUCCACCCGCUGGCUCGCAGUUCAUGCAAGAUGUCAGGCUCGGUUUCAAGGCGUUUGUGGAGGACAUUCGACAGAUUACAAUUGGUGAUGAGCCUAUCAAUGGGCAAGGUCAGAGUCCUGGGCAACACCAUGCUGGGUCGAUGAACCAUUCAGGGCCCUCAGAUCAGGCUCGGUCCAAAAACGGCCAGACAAGCCAGAGAAUAGCGAGCCGUUUAGAAGCGUCAUCGCUCGUGACGGCUUCCCCAGCGCCUACUAGCACUCGCAAGGACGUGUCACCGGAAAAGUCGCGACCCGCAAAGAGCAAGCAUUUUUCCUGGACGCCUCUGGGCUUUGACUCCAUGGACGACACGGACUGGGCGAAUUGGGAGUCUCCUGUGGCUGCCAAGAGUACGCGCUGGAGCGGCUCUACUGCACAUGGCGGAGCGAUGGACGACAUUCAGAGUAUUCCCGAGUAUGAAGAGCACACAACACCAGUGAAACCAAAAAACUUGCAAACCCCCAUCCUAUCCCCGAACAAACUCGAGGAGAUGCUCCCCAACAUGGUCAACCGGCUCUCGCCCAGCAACAUCAAACGCACGGCCAACAACCUCCUCGACGAGUGGGAAAAGUCCCUAAUGGCACCCGCUACGUCGCCGGACGAGCAGCAGGCGAACAAGGAAAACACGACGGCGACGGAGACAAGAUGA